UAUCCUCCACCAGAAUGGGACACAGUGACAGCCGAGGCUAAGAAUUUGAUCAACUCCAUGCUCACUAUGAACCCCUCCAAACGUAUCACCGCUGCCGAAGCAUUGAAGCACCAGUGGAUCUUCCAACCUGAACGCGUGGCUUCGAGCAUGCACAGACAGGAAACUGUGGAGUGUCUUAAGAAGUUUAACGCCAAAAGGAAGCUCAAGGCGUUGUCGGUUUUUGGACCGGAUCACCAAAAGUGGCGUCCAGCUGAGAUGGGUAAAGAAUUGGGGUCGUCACACAUCGUCUAA
Hydatigera taeniaeformis is the source of this 291-nucleotide messenger RNA. NCBI's taxonomy places the organism in Eukaryota, Metazoa, Platyhelminthes, Cestoda, Cyclophyllidea, Taeniidae. The record is from the annotation of a GenBank genome assembly.